Molecule: messenger RNA, 546 nt
Organism: Punctularia strigosozonata HHB-11173 SS5
Lineage: Eukaryota; Fungi; Basidiomycota; Agaricomycetes; Corticiales; Punctulariaceae
Exons: 4
Coding region: 221-502 (93 amino acids)
Source: RefSeq, a predicted model, not a curated record
CAAAAUCACAGCGUUGGAUACUUGAGGGUCUCGUUCCCUUGCUCGUGAUUGUGCAUGGUGCGUGGUAGCCAUCGUGCGCGCAAGGAUAGGUUCUUAAUUCCCGUUGGAAUGGUGUGCACUCCGGGUCAAUUAUCCUCCACCGGAAGCGCCCGAUCGUGACGUUCCUCACCCUCAUCUUCCAGCAAGGACAACCCAUUUGUCGGCCUGAACCACUCCUCCUAUGAAACCGCGUCCUAGCGGGGGAAUCUCGUCCGGUGACAGGUCAGGCGUGGUCUGCGCGGACGGCUACCGCGUGGAGGAGGAUGUCGCUAGUAGACAAGAACGCCGUGUGUUGGGAUGGGCUGGUUCGAGAGACUUUGUGGUUCUUGUCGUGUAUGGCGGUCCUGUCGACGUCGUAAAAGUAGCGUACAGCCUUUGGGUGGCGUACGGGCGCGAGUUAAGGGUAGCAAAUCCUGGCGAUGCAAAAUGCGCUCCGGAAACGUCGUCGGCGACGCGAUUAUGACCACUUCUUGCAUGAACGUUUCUGUCUUCUGGCUACGAUAUUCA